Molecule: messenger RNA, 1647 nt
Organism: Impatiens glandulifera
Lineage: Eukaryota; Viridiplantae; Streptophyta; Magnoliopsida; Ericales; Balsaminaceae
Product: probable receptor-like protein kinase At1g80640
Exons: 10
Coding region: 111-1478 (455 amino acids)
Biological process (GO): protein phosphorylation
Molecular function (GO): ATP binding; protein kinase activity
Source: RefSeq, a predicted model, not a curated record
AUCUCCUUUUUUCCUGUCUUCCUUACUCUGUUGUAUCUGUGACUUGUCCUAUUCUGCUACAUCCAGAAAGAAAGAAAGAGAAAAAGAGAGAUUUCAAAAAUCAAACUUCAAUGAAGAAGAAGAAACAGCAGCAUUUUUUAGGAAAACUAGGCAUGAAUCGGCUCAUACCCAUUUGGGUUUUUACUUACAUUUCGAUCAUUUCCAUAUGUUUCGCCAGAUUGGAACCUCCAAUUCCUUCCAUAGCCGACCCUGUUCUACCUACUGAGAAACAACUGCCCUUUCCUCAAAUUUCACCUCAGAUGGAACCUGAGGUCAGAAUUGUUCAUCACCAGGACCUGAACAAGAAAAUUCUUGUAGCACUUGUUGUUGCCUCAAGUCUUCUUGGUGGAACUUUGUUGUCUAUGUUUUGUUUAUGGAUUUGCAAGGAGAAAUUCUUGAAUUCAACUAAAUCUAAACAGAAGCAACAAAACCAAUAUGAUGCUCCUCCUUUGAAAGGAAAACCAGUGGUGGGUCCAAUUAUGAGUAGAUUCAACUCUUUGAAAAUUGGUGGUAAAAAGACAGGUUCGAUUGCUUUGAUGGAUUAUGAGUUGUUAGUAGCUGCAACCAACAAUUUCGAGGAGAAUAAUGUUAUUGGCAAGGGGAGAUUCGGUCAUGUCUACAAGGCUUGUUUCAAUAGCUCACUUUCUGCUGCUGUCAAAACAUUUGAACAUGGAGAUUUCGAUGCUCAAAAGGAAUUUCAGCAGAAAGAGGUUGAUUGGUUAAGUAAAAUCCAACAUCACAACAUAGUUUCUCUUUUGGGUUACUGUAUUCAUGGCCAGACACGAAUUCUGGUCUACGAAAUGAUGCAUAACGGUUCCUUGGAUUUCCAUUUGCAUGGACCAUCCCAAGGAUCAGCUUUGACAUGGCAUGUGAGAAUGAAAAUUGCUUUGGAUAUAGCAAGAGGAUUGGAAUUUCUUCAUGAGAACUGUCACCCUGUUGUGAUUCAUAGAGACAUUAAAUCUUCCAACAUCCUUUUGGAUUUAAAUUUCAAUGCUAAGAUUUCUCAUUUUGGCCUUGCCAUAAGUGGGGGAACAACAAAUAAGAACAAUGUGAAGCUUCCUGAAACAACCCCGGGUUAUGUUGCACCUGAGUACCUCUCAGAAGGGAAAUUGACUGACAAGAGCGAUGUGUAUGCGUUUGGGAUUAUACUUUUGGAGCUUCUUAUGGGAAGGAGGCCAGUGGAGGAAACUUCAGAGUUCAUAGUCAACUGGCAGGCGAUGCCUCAGCUAACUGAUCGAACAAAGCUUCCAAAAAUUGUGGAUCCAGUGAUUCAGAACACGAUGGACGUUAAACAUUUGUACCAAGUUGCUGCUGUGGCUGUGUUGUGUGUACAACAGGAACCAAGUUAUAGGCCUUUGAUAACCGAUGUUUUGCAUUCCCUCAUUCCACUUGUGCCGCUUGAACUUGGAGGUUCGUUGAGAGUCCAAGAAACCGCGUAAAUCAUGAUCUGAAAUAACCGAGCCAUAUGGUUCCACAACAGUUGACUUUAACUCACUUGUUUCUACUAAAAAAUAUUUACCUGAUGUAUAUUUUUGCUUGGAGAUUUACAUUUGAUUUUAUGAUGCAUGUCUGUCUUUAAAGUUAGAAGAAAUUGAAAGGAUUAUUGAU